Messenger RNA from Penicillium paradoxum, 1587 nucleotides. RefSeq lists its product as uncharacterized. The record is from RefSeq and is a predicted model, not a curated record. The transcript has a single exon. Bases 1 to 1587 code for a protein of 528 amino acids. Lineage: Eukaryota; Fungi; Ascomycota; Eurotiomycetes; Eurotiales; Aspergillaceae.
AUGAUUCCUGAGGCUCUGCAACCCAAGGCGCUCCUUGCCCACCCGAGGACUUUGGCCCCACACCUCCGCACUCUGAUAGUUGCUGAUGCAUCGACCGAGAACCUCGACUUUAUCAGCUCAUGUAUUCUGGAUCAAGUUCAGACGGAGGCAAUUCCUUCCUCCGUAUUCAAUAUCUGGCUGUCAUUGACAUGCAAGCACUCUUGGUAUUUCCCCGUCAAAGCACUCCACGAUCCGUCUUACGGAGUCCGUGCCGGCGCCACUAAAGUUGUCAAACAUCGUCUUUUCCGUGGUAGUCACUGGAAAGAGCGAGGAUGGGAUGUACUUGGAGGUGCGCAGGGGACCAAAGACAUCCUUGACAAGCUGCCUUUGGUGGAAGUGCCACGCUUGGUCGAUGCCAUUUUCGGCCGCUGUGACGGCUUUUCCGACAGAAAGUUAGUGUCGACGUGUAUCGAGGAGUUCCUGACUCUGAUGGAGGAUACAAAUCGCUGGGUUUCGAGAUCGUUGCUACCCCACCUCACCUUCCUAUACGCGCUUUGUAGCGCCGAAAAGGUCGAACAUCUGCUUCGAUCCCAGUCGCGAAUUUCUUUCAAAAUCCGCAGCCAUGUUCCCCGAUUUCAUACCCAUCUUCUGCGGCUGAUCGGAGUUGGAGCGGUGCAUAUGCCCAACGAGGUGCGGCUCGGCAUUAUAAAGCGGUAUCGAAGCUCUUUACUGAGCUCAAAAGAACCAUAUGACCCAAUCUACUAUCAGAAAAGGGCAUUCGACAUGUCCCCCGGACUAUUAUUUGGCAUGGAUCUCCUUAUGGCCAUGGAAAAGGAGCCGGAACAACACAGUAAUGAUGAGAUUGAUCAAUGGGUGGAGGAAAUCCUGGAUAAAAUGAUUCGUGAAAAGCUGCCUGUCGAAUCGAUAUUGUUGAUUCUGAAUCAGGGAUCAGCAGUUUGCCAAGCUAGUGCAUUGGCUCGACCCAAGGACAGCGUGGGUUGGCUGUCGCGGGGUCUCUCUCAAUUCGUCAUUCAGCUUUGGUCGAUUUCGCGAUUUGGGCGUGUGGGAGGCUCCCUAAGUGGGCUAAUGGCGAAGUACCGACAAAGGCGGCGCACGAAACCAUUAUCAGGCCAUCAGGCCUCUUUGGAGCAAUGCCUAAUCCAGAAGAUAUUGCACGUUAAUGAUGAGAGCUUCAGCAUUCAACAAGGCCGUCCACGAUUCACUAGGACCAUAAUCAAUCUUCUCUCGCUCGUGGAUAAGCAGGGAAGAAUGGAAUUUCUUCAGCUGCUAUUCCAGCAUUCCCCAAGCCUGCAAAUUGACCUUACAGCCUGGCCGCCGUCGAAGAAAGAGGAAGAAGUUAUGCCAUGUUGGGACAUAGAUGUUUUGCGGAUACUACCACCAGAGGACUCGAAGUCCCUUUUCAGACGUUCUCUUCACAUUCAUCAUUGUGAAGAGUUCCUUCCAAGCUCUCAGGGCAAAGAUUCAGGCUCGAAGAUUCCAUCAUGGGAAGCACAGUGCCGGCUUUGGGCAACUUGGGAAUCUGUUGGUUCCCAAGGGGAUGAUUUCCCUGUCACACGCAAAGGUACACAAAAUCUUGCCCUUCUCUAA